Molecule: messenger RNA, 334 nt
Organism: Cuscuta epithymum
Lineage: Eukaryota; Viridiplantae; Streptophyta; Magnoliopsida; Solanales; Convolvulaceae
Source: the annotation of a GenBank genome assembly
AUCGGCAGUGUGAGCUUGAAGGUGAGGGAGCUACAGAGGAUUGCUGAGGACGAGGCUUGUUUGGUUUCGAGUAUUGAGAUUGCGGUGGUUAGGGGUAUUGCGUGUGUAGAGGAGGGGGAGAGGCUAAGGAAGUUGAGAGAGAAGAAGAUGAUGAAGAGGCUGUCCAUUUUGCAAGAUUUUGCUGAUGCUUUAAUGGCUUUAGCUGAUAUUAGAGAUGGCAGGGGAUUGUUUUCUGGGCAGCUGAUACUCUCAUCAGCUGGGCUUCUUUCAGCUCUCAUCAGCACUCACAAGAAUUGGGUUUCCUGCUGAUUGUACUAUUCAAUUCUCAGGUAUG